AUGAUGCCCGAAACAUCUCAUAGCGAGCUUGUCACCGAACAACCGCUAUCCGCCGAGCCGGCCGCCGAUAAACCCAGCGCCAUCGCUUUUGUCGAGGACAAAGGCGAAUCUUCAAGUCAACCGCAGUCGUCGUCUCAAGGGCAGGAGGAAGCACCGGUGGAUUGGGUUCUCGAUGAUCGUUUGAAGCGCGUCAUCGUUGAUUUACAGCGACAUUGGCUCAACGACUAUCACAAUUCCAGAGAAAAAGCGCUCGUCGAGUUGACAGAGAAGCUUCAUCAGGAGUUUCUUGCCGAUCAGCAGAAGAUCCGCUCCGAUCUGCUUCAACAAUUCAAAGAGGAGCUCGAGCAGACCAGAGCUGACCUCGAGACAAAAUAUCGCGAGCAGCUGAAAGCGGAGACCGCCAAAAUCAACGACAAACACAAACGCGAGCUCGCGGCGUCGAAGAAGAAGCAAUGGUGUUGGCAGUGCGAGAACGAGGCCAUCUACCACUGCUGCUGGAAUACCGCCUACUGUAGCGUCGAGUGCCAGCAAGGCCAUUGGCAAACGCAUCGCAAGUUCUGCCGCCGUAAGAAGAACAACCAGAACGCUCCGAACACGUCGGCGAACACGACAAAUAACUGA
This is a messenger RNA of Caenorhabditis bovis, 621 nucleotides long. The record is from the annotation of a GenBank genome assembly. NCBI's taxonomy places the organism in Eukaryota, Metazoa, Nematoda, Chromadorea, Rhabditida, Rhabditidae.